Molecule: messenger RNA, 1237 nt
Organism: Syngnathus typhle (broad-nosed pipefish)
Lineage: Eukaryota; Metazoa; Chordata; Actinopteri; Syngnathiformes; Syngnathidae
Product: B-cell lymphoma/leukemia 10-like
Exons: 5
Coding region: 174-1013 (279 amino acids)
Biological process (GO): positive regulation of extrinsic apoptotic signaling pathway; canonical NF-kappaB signal transduction; apoptotic process
Cellular component (GO): cytosol; CBM complex
Molecular function (GO): NF-kappaB binding; zinc ion binding; kinase activator activity
Source: RefSeq, a predicted model, not a curated record
AGAAGACAUUUGUACAAAUAUUUACUUUGAAUUUUUUCACAGACACGUUACAAGCAAGCCCGAAACCUAAUAUAAACGUUGUGCUUUGUGACGUCACGUCCUCCCGUCUCCAGCAGGUGCAUUUAUCAACAUACCUGUAAGGCACGCCCACGAAGGUCUCUCACGGGAGUAAGAUGGCGGCAGGUGCAUCGGCAACAACGGCGUCGACAACCUCCACUAUCUCCGUGGAACUGGACCAGUUCAGUUGUUCGGUGUGUCUGGAGGUUCUUCGGGAUCCAGUGACCAUCCCGUGCGGCCACAGCUAUUGCCUGAGCUGCAUCGAGGACUACUGGAGCAGAGGCAAGCCGCAGAAGGCCCAGUACACCUGCCCGCAGUGUCGUUUGGAGUUCAAGCCGAGACCGCUGCUCAAUCGCAACACUGUCCUGGGAGAGCUGGUGGAGAAGUUCAUCCAGAGCGGAGCCCAAGAGCAGCCGGCCGACGAACGCCUCCGCGGGCGGGGGCAAGGCGUUGCGGUUGCAACCAAGUCCAGUGUUGUCAAAGAGAAGCUGUGCCAGCAUCAUCAAAAGCCGCUGAAAAGCUAUUGCCGUGCUGACCAUCAGGGAUUGUGCUCGCGCUGCCUCAAAGGCCAACACAAGAACCAUGACACCGUGCGGCUGGUGGACGAGCGGAUGGCCCAGCAGAAAAAACUCCAAGAAGCAUCUUUGAAGUGCACGCAGAACAUCAAGGAUGUAGAGAAGGAGCUGCGCUAUGUGGUCAGAUACAUCAAACACGCCACGGAGGCAGCAGAGGAGGAGAACGACAGGGUCUUCUCCAAACUGCUCCGCACCAUCGAGAAGCAACGGUGUGACGUGAGGGAGGCAAUCAGAGUGCGAGAACGGGCGGCCCUGGCACAGACAGAGCAGCUGUUGGAGAAGCUAGAGCGUGAGACGGCUGAUGUCCGGAGGAACGAGGCUGAGCUGGAGAAGCUCUGCCGCAGCGAUGACCACCUUCAUUUCCAACACCUGGAUUUUUAAAAAUUAUAUUUAGGGUUUUAAUCGUCGCGAGGAUGGAUGUUCCUCAACUCACCGAAGAUGAGAUGGCUGAGAUAAAAAAAGACGUCCUGAUCCGCAUGCGGCACUACCUCUGUGAGAAGAUCCGGGCGCGUUGCCAUCUUGACUACUUGCGCUCCCGUCGCAUCCUGACUCGUGACGAUGCAGAGGAGAUCAACAGCAAGAGCACGCAAACCAGCAGGACAGGC